CUUGUUUUCUGACCAGAGUAUUGGUUGAGUGACAUUUUUGGUGCGCCAUUAUAGAGUUUCGUUUCAACUUGCUGCCUAGCUUGCUGGGAAGACGGGAAGACAUGUACAAAACAGGAACAAAUAGAUCCGGAUCGCUGAUGGCCAUUCUUUUCUGGAGAUGCCAAACUUGUUUGCUCUUUUCUGGAACUGAUGCAUUUUCCUAGACGGCGUCCCUCUUGGAUACCCAUGCUUUCUCCUAGACGGCGUCCCUCUUGGAUAACCAUUCGUUCAUUGUCUGCAUCAAGAAGGUUGUUACCGCUAUGUGUUGAGUGCUACCGUAAAACUAUCGUACCACCGGUACCAUGUUGGAAAUAAGACAGCGAGGCGGGUAGUCCGUGCCUGAGACUGUUUGGAAGAUUGGUAAAUGCGGUAAUCUAGCCAGAGCAAAAUUAAACAUUCACCCAAGUUUACCUCAACUACGAUAAAUACUGUAAGCACGAUGUGUCAAUAACCGUCGCGGCAUCGGUAGCCUUAGCAGCCGUGACCAUCCAAAGUAAUUACAAUUUUGUUUGGCUUUUGGAAUGCUCCCGAUGGGGAGUGCAAGAUCCCUGCACGAUCGCGUUUGAUCCAGAACGACACCACCAGCGAGGAUCAAAGAUCAAAGAAACACAAAAAGUCCAUCGAAGAAACCCUCUCCUGAAGUCCUUCGCUCAAGUUGUUGAUAGUGGACCUGUUGUUCUCAACAAUUAGAAAGCGUGUCUAUCGAAAGGUCAAGUCAAGGAAGAGGCAGCAAGUGCACAAAUCCGAUCAAAGCAAUUCCAAAUCUGAAGGACAGUUGCUUUUACUAAACUCGGAAGAUACCCCACCAAUCGGAAGUAGCAGCAGUUUGACACGACAAUCAUAAUGGCGGAUCCACAAUUGGUAGCGCUCAUGGCGGCGAACCUGAAAAAGCAGGCGGGAAAACAAGAAGCUGAGGAGGUCAUUGUUGCCAGCGGAGAUGUCGCAGCAGGGCAAAAGCCCAAGCAGAAGAAGAAGCCUCCACCGGGCGCACAGCAAAUCGGAAUGCAAGCAAUGCUCUUGCAGGAGGCCACCAAGAAAGGGAAUACUCUCAAGGCAACACCUAAAACGUGGGGUGUCCAGCAGCCUGAUCUGAAGAAAUAAAAAGAGAACGACAGUUUGACAACCCAAGUAGCAAAUGCAAUCUACACGAGGCGAUUCUUUGGUUAACGAGCUCCACAGAUACCAUUGCUUGCUUCACAGCGAAAUAUAACAUUAAAAACUAUUCCAAUUUACAAUUUACCAUCUCUGUCCAAUUGCGUAAGUCGGUCCAAUGCAUGGCGUUCUUUGUAAAGUAGGGUAGGUUUGAUACCGGUACCGUCCUUUGUGUGCCUAAAGAACAUACCGCAAUAGGUGAAUGAGGCUGAUCGAGUGGCCCAAAGCUCAUUGACGAGGCACGGCCAGCUAUUGGGGCAUUUCGCGGAUGUCACGUGGAGCAGACCAUGAAAGCGGCAAACAAGCUCCUCUCUUGGUUCGAGGACAUCCCUCAUUUGGACGGCUCAGAAGAUAUUCUUGCCGUCUCGUGAGAUGACUUGCUCUAGUCUAGCUAGUACUAGUAGUCUAAUGUUAUUUUAUUGUGCCAUGGAAACUCGAGAACGGCCUAGCGCGCUUCCUUCUUCCGGGGAAUGUCAUCCGUACCGGUACAGCUACACCCUACCGGUACUAGCUAGAGUAGAGCUUAUUCAACUCUUUCGAACCGAUCACCGAUCAUCAUUCGGCAUCCGGAAGUCGAAGAAGCAAGCGACUUCUGGCUAGUAGCUAUGCCGAACGUGGGAGCCAGGAAGCUCUAAAUGCGACACAGAGUGGUGGCUGACAAGGACAGGGCGCAUUUUGGUUGCCACCUUCUACAUGUAGCUGGAUGGCUAGCUCUAGAGGUUUUGAGAUGGCUGAAUGCCCCGUCUUCCGCCCGCCACUGAACGGAAGCUGACCGGUCCCCAAUCAUUCAUUUCCUUUCCUUUGCCACUUUGGAGAGACAGCUUGUAAUGCUUGAUGGGCCACCUCACAGAGUUAUCUAGCUCCCUGUUUUCCGGCGGCUAAGCGGAGCAAUAGCUUUGAGUGCCCGUGUAUCCCUACCGGUAGCUCCAGAGUAACUAAAAAAGGAGUUUUUAGGAGCCA
This is a messenger RNA of Seminavis robusta, 2151 nucleotides long. Lineage: Eukaryota; Bacillariophyta; Bacillariophyceae; Naviculales; Naviculaceae. The record is from the annotation of a GenBank genome assembly.